This is a messenger RNA of Brachypodium distachyon (stiff brome), 1027 nucleotides long. RefSeq lists its product as uncharacterized. The record is from RefSeq and is a predicted model, not a curated record. NCBI's taxonomy places the organism in Eukaryota, Viridiplantae, Streptophyta, Magnoliopsida, Poales, Poaceae. The coding region runs from base 125 to 568 and encodes 147 amino acids. Gene Ontology annotation, biological process: negative regulation of abscisic acid-activated signaling pathway. The transcript has a single exon.
CCUCUCCGUUGGAGCUGAGCUGAGCCGAGCUAGCUGCGUCACUGAUUGAUUGAUUGCCACAUUUUGUCGAACCAGUGACCCAGUGAGCUAGUGUCAUUUGGCGCCGGCCGGCCUCUCGUGUGACAUGGACAUGGGGAUGGGGAUGGGGAUGGAGAGGGAGGAGGGGCUCAACCUGAGCCUGUCGCUGCAGCAGUCGCCCACGUCGCCGCCGAGGUUCCAGGCGGUGUUCGCCUGCUGCUACUGCCCGAGGAAGUUCAGGAGCUCGCAGGCGCUCGGCGGCCACCAGAACGCGCACAAGCUGCAGCGCAACCUGGCCAGGCGGGGCCGGGAGGCCACCACGGCGCUGUCUCUUGCGGUGCCUCCCGGAGACCAGCAAGCAGGCAAAGCAGCCGGCGCCGAUGAUCCGCCUCGCCCCGCGGAUCCCGACGAAGCGUGGCGAGGAGACGGCGGGAGGAUCCAUCGCCAUCGUCUGCAAGGAACUGGCUCAGGAGCAGCCUCCUCUGGUGGUGCGGGAAGGGGCAACGAAGAGCUUGCGGAUGAGAUGAUUGACCUGUCCCUGAAGCUAUGAUCGAUCGAUGCAGGAGCAGGAGUUAGCUUGCCCCAGAUCGAAGCACGUGUACUCUUCCUCUCUCUUCCAUGUGGUUCAUUUCUUCGCGUCAUUUCUUGUGUUCUCUCCUGCGCUAUCUCGUUUAUCAGGUUAAUUGCGCUGGUCUUCUGAUUUGGGCUUGCCAAUGUACUCGACCUUCAGGCCAGGUUUCAUCCAUUAUGCAUGGAUUGUACGCGUUACUCUCUCCGUUCCAUAAAAAUUGGCACGGAAUUAAACUAACUCUAGUUUAAAUUCAUGUCAAUCUUUAUGGAACAGAAGAGUAAUUAGGUACACUGAUCAUUAGAAGUCAUUUAUUUGAACCUGCUUGCAGUAAUCUACUUUCUACUACUAUCGUAUAAGUACCGGCCGGUUUGAGGUUCUUAUUGCUUCAAGGGUUCAUCUUGAAUUCUUGAUCUGUGUCAAGAAUUCUGGUUUAAUUAA